This is a messenger RNA of Solanum lycopersicum (tomato), 715 nucleotides long. Its product is annotated as protein SENESCENCE-ASSOCIATED GENE 21, mitochondrial. NCBI's taxonomy places the organism in Eukaryota, Viridiplantae, Streptophyta, Magnoliopsida, Solanales, Solanaceae. The record is from RefSeq and is a predicted model, not a curated record. Gene Ontology annotation, biological process: response to stress. Gene Ontology annotation, cellular component: mitochondrion.
UUCCUCACACUAUUUUUUACAUAUCUAACAUUUUCCUUCAGAUUUUAAAAAAAAUUUCAAAUUUGUUGCUGCGGAAGUAAUUAAAAUUUCGAUUUCUUCCGCUGCAACUUCAAUUCAAUUUUGAUUGAUUGAUCUUCUUCUAUUCUCAGCAAUAUCAAUUACAAUGGCUCGUUAUUUAUCCAACUGCAAAAAUAUCUCUGCUUUUGUUGUAGACUCUGUUUCUGUAGCUAUCCAGAGGCGUGGAUACGCGGCCACGGCAGCACAGGGUGGUGUUUCUGGUAGUGUAAGAGGUAGUGGGAGUGUUAGAAGCAAUGUGAUGGAAUCAAACAAGACUUCAUGGGUACCAGAUCCUGUUACUGGUUAUUACAGACCAGAAACUCAUGCUAAGGAAAUUGAUGCUGCUGAACUUAGAAACAUGUUGUUGAAGUACAAACCUAGACAAAAUUGAAAAAAAAAAAAGAACAAAUUAGAGGAUCAAGAAUCACGUUUCGAUGAGUAGAGACGAAUUAGGAUUUGGAUAUUGAAGUUCAAUAGUAGAAAUAUUGUAAUUUCUCACAUAUUAUGUUUGUUUUUCGCAUAAGGAAAAUGUUGAAUUCAGUUGAAUACGUUGGACAUGUAUUACAUAUUAGAUUUUCACUUUUUGAUUAAUUCUAAAAAAAAACAAUUAGAAGAUCAAGAAUUACAUUUUGAUGAGUAGAUGAAUUCAGGAUUGAAA